AUGGCCGCGUCGGCGCUGCACCAGACGACCAGCUUCCUCGGCACCGCCCCGCGGCGCGAUGACCUCGUCCGCAGCGUCGGCGACUUUGGCGGCCGCAUCACCAUGCGCCGGACCGUCAAGAGCGCGCCCCAGAGCAUCUGGUACGUACUACUAAUAUUUCCCAUGCAUGGUUCGCUCCCCCUGAUGAAUCCCAAGUACCUGGGCCCGUUCUCCGAGCAGACCCCGUCGUACCUGACCGGCGAGUUCCCCGGCGACUACGGGUGGGACACCGCCGGAUUGUCUGCUGACCCCGAGACGUUCGCCAAGAACAGGGAGCUGGAGGUGAUCCACUCGCGGUGGGCGAUGCUCGGCGCCCUCGGGUGCGUGUUCCCGGAGAUCCUGUCCAAGAACGGCAUCAAGUUCGGCGAGGCCGUGUGGUUCAAGGCCGGCGCCCAGAUCUUCUCCGAGGGCGGCCUCGACUACCUGGGCAACCCCAACCUGGUGCACGCGCAGAGCAUCCUCGCCAUCUGGGCGGUGCAGGUGGUGCUCAUGGGCUUCAUCGAGGGCUACCGUGUUGGUGGCGGGCCCCUCGGCGAGGGCCUCGACAUCAUCUACCCGGGCGGCGCCUUCGACCCACUUGGCCUCGCCGACGACCCCGACACCGCCGCCGAGCUCAAGGUGAAGGAGCUCAAGAACGGCCGCCUCGCCAUGUUCUCCAUGUUCGGCUUCUUCGUGCAGGCCAUCGUCACCGGGAAGGGGCCAGUUGAGAACCUCUUCGACCACGUCGCCGACCCGGUCAACAACAACGCCUGGGCCUUCGCCACCAACUUCGCCCCCGGAAGCUAA
This is a messenger RNA of Triticum turgidum subsp. durum (durum wheat), 825 nucleotides long. The record is from the annotation of a GenBank genome assembly. NCBI's taxonomy places the organism in Eukaryota, Viridiplantae, Streptophyta, Magnoliopsida, Poales, Poaceae.